Trichechus manatus latirostris (Florida manatee) is the source of this 1528-nucleotide messenger RNA. It is a transcript of the gene TAS2R3, whose product is annotated as taste 2 receptor member 3. Gene Ontology annotation, molecular function: G protein-coupled receptor activity; bitter taste receptor activity. Gene Ontology annotation, biological process: detection of chemical stimulus involved in sensory perception of bitter taste; G protein-coupled receptor signaling pathway; sensory perception of taste. The transcript has 3 exons. NCBI's taxonomy places the organism in Eukaryota, Metazoa, Chordata, Mammalia, Sirenia, Trichechidae. The record is from RefSeq and is a predicted model, not a curated record. Gene Ontology annotation, cellular component: membrane. Bases 1 to 1260 code for a protein of 419 amino acids.
AUGGCCCUACACGCUCACUGGCCCUCGCACGCGCACUGGCCCUGCACGCUCACAGGCCCUCGCACGCGCACUGGCCCUCCACGCUCACAGGCCCUCGCACGCGCCCUGGCCCUCCACGCUCACAGGCCCUCGCACGCGCCCUGGCCCUCCACGCUCACGGGCCCUCGCACGCGCCCUGGCCCUCUCACGCGCCCCGGCCCUCCACGCUCAACCUCGCUGACAGCCUUUGAGCAGCACUCCCUGCAGACAUGCUGGGGACUCACGCAGUACGUGUUUCCGGUUCUGUCCACUGCUCCGUUCAGUCUGGGGCUGCUGGCGAAUGGGUUUAUUGGGUUGGUCAAUGGCGGCAGCUGGUUCAAGAGCAAGAGAAUCCCUUUGUCUGACUUCAUCGUCACCAGCCUGGCCCUUUCCAGGACUGUUCUGCUGUGGCUCCUCCUGGCUGAUGGUGUUUUGCUAGUGUUCUUUCCCAAAAAACAUGAUUCAGGGGUGCUUAUGCAGGUGAUUGAUCUCUUCUGGGUGUUUACAAACCAUCUGAGCGUCUGGCUUGCCACAUGCCUGGGUGUCCUGUACUACCUGAAGGUCGCCAGUUUCUCCCACCCCACUUUCCUCUGGCUCAAGUGGCGGGUCUCCAGGGUGGUCAUGUGGAUGCUGCUGGGUGCACUGCUAAUGUCCUGCAGCAGCACCGUGUCUCUGAUCUGCGCAUUUAAGGCCUACGCUGUCUUCAGCAGAAUCAGUGACAUGGGGAAUAAGAUGGAACACGCCAGACAGAAGAGAAAAUACAAGCUGAUCCAUGUUCUCGGGACUCUGUGGAACCCCCCUCCCUUGGUGGUGUCGCUGACCUCCUACUUUCUGCUCAUCCUCUCCCUGGGGAGGCACACGCGGCAGAUGCAGGCCACGGGGGCUAGCUCCAGAGACCCCAGCACCAAGGCCCAUAAGAGGGCCAUCAAAAUCAUCCUCUCCUUCCUCUUUCUCUUCCUGCUCUACUUCCUUGUCUGUCUAAUUACAUCGUCCAGUUACUUCCUUCUUGAAACCAAGAUGGCCACAAUGACUGGAGUAAGAAUCAUGUUGUACCUCGCAGGCCACUCGUUUAUCCUCAUUCUGGGGAGCACCAAGCUGAAGCAGGCAUUUGUGGAGCUGCUUGGGUGUAAGUCUGGGCCUCUGAAGCCUGGGUCCAGGGGAGACCCUUCUUCUCAUAGAGCGCAGAGAGCCAGGAGGGAGCCUAGGAGCCCUUCACAGGCUGCAGCCGCAGGCCUCCUCUGACCCUAUGGUGGCACCACUUCUGUAACAUCAGUAGGAGAGGGUCAUGGACUGCUCAUCUUUGGUCCUGCCUGGGGCCUGAUCAUGGUGAAAGCCACGCUUGUAAUGGCCUCCCUCUCUACGGUUUUCUGGAGUGGGGAAAACAGAACACACUCACUCUAUAGACUCAGAGCUGUAUUUUAAAAACUUCCAGCUCAAUAUCAUGAGGUUGAUCACUAGUUUCAACCUAAAGUUCAUACCAGCAGCGGUAAGCUGGUGCAAACAAAAUAGU